AUGGAAUUCCAUCUCCAACAAACCGACCUCUGGACUUCAAUGGAAGAACAAACAAAAAGCAUCGACUUACCCCAAGACGCCGCCGUAUUGCCUGACCCCAUUCACUUCCCUAAUUCUCCAUCCAGACCCUCCGCCGCAUCCGUCCCAACUCCAUGGGCCAUGUCGCCGGCACCAACAAACCAGCAACCUUUUGUUUACCACUGCAUAGCCUCGCUCCACCGGCCGGACGGCAACAUACUGUCGAUUGCAAUGACAAAGGAGUUUAUAUUCGUGGGGUCGGAGAGUGGGCGGAUUCAGUCGUGGAAGCUGCCGGAAUGCCCCGGAGUUGGGUUCAUAAAGGCUAGCUCCGGCCGAGUAGGGGCAAUGUUUGGGUGUGGGAGGAUGCUGUUUAGUUGUCAUGGGGAUUAUAGAGUUCGGAUUUGGGAUGUGAAAAUGGGAAAUAAGAGAUUGAAACCCAAAAAGAUUUCGACUUUGCCACCAAAACGCUCGUUUUUGGUGGUGAGAAAGAGCAGCCGCCAGAUGCAAUAUCAUACAGAUUUUAUUUCUUGUUUGGCUUACAAUGAUGCCGAUAAGCUUCUCUAUACAGGUUCGUGGGAUAGCACGGUGAAAGCUUGGAACAUCUCAGAAAAUCGAUGUGUAGAUUCAUUUGUUGCUCAUGAAGGCCAUGUUAAUGCAAUCGUCAUAAAUCAAGAAGAUGGCUGCGUUUUCACUUGCUCUUCUGAUGGCUCUGUCAAGAUCUGGAGAAGGGUUUUUGGAGAAAGCUCCCAUAUUUUAACAAUGAUUCUCAAGUUCCAGCUCUCUCCUGUCAAUGCCCUCGCUCUAAGCCUCACUUCGUCGCCAUCUCCUCCGUCGCUGAAACCCUACAACUUUCUUUAUUCUGGUUCUUCCGACGGCCUCAUCAACUUUUGGGAGAAGGAGAGCUCCUCGAGUAGGUACAACCAUGGAGGGUUCUUACAGGGCCAUCAUUUCGGAGUUCUUUGUUUAGUAACAGUAAAAAAUUUGAUUCUGAGUGGAUCUGAAGACACAGCCAUAAGGAUUUGGAGAAGAGAAGAAAUAGGGAAUGGGUUUGUUCAUUCAUGCGUUUCAGUGAUAGAGGGCCACCAUGGGCCAGUCAGGUGCUUGGCGGCGGCCAUGGAGGUGGAUAAUAUGGGGAAUAUGUUGGUUUGCAGUGCUAGUUUGGAUCAGACUUUUAAGAUCUGGAGAGUCAAGCUGAAUGUGGAGCACUUGAAGAAGGAGAUUGUUAGAUGUGAGAAUAAUAAUAAUCACAAUCCUGUUCUUUCACCUUCUUGGGUGGAGAAGAGGAAGCAGCUUCAAGGGGAUGAUUAUUAUUAUUGUAUCUAA
This is a messenger RNA of Benincasa hispida (wax gourd), 1341 nucleotides long. Its product is annotated as protein JINGUBANG-like. The record is from RefSeq and is a predicted model, not a curated record. Gene Ontology annotation, molecular function: protein binding. NCBI's taxonomy places the organism in Eukaryota, Viridiplantae, Streptophyta, Magnoliopsida, Cucurbitales, Cucurbitaceae.